CGGAGAAAGGGUCCUUGGAGCAUCAUGGCGUAUCCUUCCGCGUCUCUCUCAAACCCGAUCACUCCCUUGCGCCUCGACCCAAAUGGCUCGAGCCCGAACUUCAAGGAGUGGAGCUAUGGGUGCUCGUUGACGAUCACUCUCGCUAUGCCUCCGUCCACCUACUCUCCUCCAAAGCAGCUGUUCCAGAUGUCGUCAUCGCAUGGCUUCGACAAGCCCAAAAUCAUUUCCGCACUUCAGUCAACUCAUUCGUAGCCGCGAUGUCGCCUUUGACGAGAGUCGCCCUUUUUACCUCUCUUCACCACCCCCCACCGCUCCACCUUCGCUUGUGUGGGCCGAUUUCGAUACUUCACCCACCCCACCUCCU
Closterium sp. NIES-67 is the source of this 364-nucleotide messenger RNA. Lineage: Eukaryota; Viridiplantae; Streptophyta; Zygnematophyceae; Desmidiales; Closteriaceae. The record is from the annotation of a GenBank genome assembly.